GGGAAAUUCAACCCUUCUUGGGUGAAGUAUUUUCUCCUGAAAAGAGCUAUGGGUCUGGUGUAGAGUUUUAGAAGUUUAGGAGGAUAUUUGAUCAGUGGUUGGAUAAUGAUGGAGAGAUGUGAUCGAGUAGGGAUUUUAUGAGAUGAAGGUUCAUGCCUCGUGGUUUUUUUUUAUGAUUAUUAUGUGAUAGAAAAAAAAGGGGAAGUGCGAACAAGGUAUGUAUGCGUUUGUCGAACAUGACAGGAGGACAUGGAUUACAGGAUGGAAAGGGUGUAGAUGCUGCGUUUUAUGGUCCAGUUAGUGGAAGAACUUUAUCUCAAGAUACUCAAAGACUCAGGACUACACACACACACACGGCGCUUACUCAGGCUUUUUUUUUUUUCCUUUCCAGCCUGAUAGUGUGUUCGUGUAUACUGAAUGUGUGUGUGUGUGUUUCCCCACACACACACACACGUUUAGUCACAUUGCUCGGAUUUAGGUGAUCACUUCUCUACAACCUUCUCGACUCCUUCACUUCAGAAAUAUGUCAAAUAUGACUUUAAACAGCGAAUAUCUGUACAAUUUACCCGCCGCGGCUCUGCUCGACUUCACCCGGGUUAUGGAUUCACUCCCGGAUUCGGACUGGCUGAGAUUUGCUUCUCGAGUCAUAUGUGACCAGACGGAGCUUCGGCUUGUGGAGAUGGGCAACAGACGGACUGAAACACUAAUGACCAAGUGGGGCUGCAGAAACGGGACUGUUGGCGAUCUUCUAACCGUCCUGCAGGAUCUGGAGCUUUUCAGACCUCGAGAUAUCAUUCUGAAAUGGCGGCGUAUUCCUCAGCCCAGCCCUGUCUCCACCCCCUCCACCUUUCUGCCACCACCAAGUCUCACCCAGCACAGCUCACCCCCUUCAUCACUCUUCACCCCAUCUAAAAACACCUCCUGCUCACGUCCUCUUCUGGAGACCAAGCUGCUAGCCGAACGUGGACCUCCACCCCCUGACCUGCCCAAACCUUGUCCCUGUCCGCUAUCAUCAGUUUCAAAAGAUAGAAAAAAAGAAGAGAUUUCUUGCGAUAGCUGCCCGGAUCACUCGACUCGGUUCUCCGGCGUCAUGUGCUGGCCAUUUGACGAAGUGCAGCGAGGUACGGACAAUUUCUCCCCGUCCAGGCAGAUCGGUGAGGGAGGUUUCGGUCACGUGUACCACGCCUGCAUGAGGAACACCGACUUCGCUGUGAAGAGACUCAAAGAGGAUUCCCAUAUGGGCUGGAGCGUGGUGAAGGAAAGUUUUAGGACCGAAGUGGAAAGACUAUCACAAUAUCGACACCCAAACAUCAUGGACUUGGUUGGUUAUAGUAUUGGAGGUGGAACGUACUGCCUUAUCUACGUGUACAUGCCCAGUGGAUCUCUGGAGGACCGGCUGCACUGUGGGAAUGGUUCUGCCCUCUCCUGGUCACAGCGUGUAAAAGUGGUGUUGGGUUCGGCACACGCUAUUCAGUACCUUCAUUCCUGCUCUCCUGCGCUCAUCCACGGAGACGUCAAGAGCUCCAACAUUCUGUUAGGGGAACAUCUGGACCCGAAGCUGGGUGACUUCGGUCUGGCGCGGUUGUGUCGUAACCCAAGCAGAUCUCCAGGGAAGACGAGCACCGUGGCUCAGACGUCUACGGUGCGAGGAACCCUAGCGUACCUGCCUGACGAGUACCUGAAAGAGGGACAGCUGGGCACGGAGAUCGAUGUUUACAGCUUUGGAGUGGUGUUGCUGGAGGUCCUGACAGGCCGAAGGGCUUUAGAAUCCAGCAGCAGCCAGUCGAAGAACAUUUACCUGAAAGACCUGGUGUCGGAACUGGAGGACGAUGGAAAAAGUUGCAGCAGAAAGAAGGACACUCGAGAUCUCUCCAAUUCACAGUCGGCAGAGAACAUCUGGAAGAAGCAUUUGGAUCCUUGGCUGAUGGCAGACGGAACGUCUGGCCCUAAAGGGUCAAAAGAAAUCGCUCAGCUAGCGUGUCGUUGCCUAGACCGCCGGAGAAAGAAAAGGCCUCGGAUGACAGAGGUCUACAACACUCUCCUGGACGUGUGUACAGGCUUGAAGUCUUUGAGCAGAUCGGUCCCAGUCAGCACGUCACCGGUUCCUCCUCAUCUCUCCGGCCCGAUGCCUCUGCGCUCGGAUACCUCCAUGGAGACUCUGUCGAGUAACUUCUCGAAGCUCGGGCCUCAGGAGAACACGUUCUGCUGCUCGCACAGCUGCAGCUUCCCACGCCCUCCUUCCGCAGCCACAGGCUCAGAACCCCCCGAGUCCGAACGGAGCGAAGGAUCGUGGGACACUCGCUAUUCCUCCUUUCAUGCGCCAUAUGACGGAGUUAUCAUUAAUCCAGUCAGACAGCGCUUGGUUGAGAAAAUGACACUUUACGAGGAAGGUCGAAUCCUGACAUCAGACCUCUUCUCUUCUGGCAGUUCAUCAAAUGGAGCGAUGAACAUGCAGACCAGGGAACCGGAAGAAAGCGACGAGUUUGCAAGCAGCGUGGCCUAAGACCACUCAAACUGGUACCUACUGACUAAUUCCAACACUUGAGAGGAAAUCAGGGACGACACUGGUCAGGAUUUCCUGAAACAAAUGUUCUCAACACCACCAUGGUGACCUACUAACAGCUGUGUUAAUUUUAUAUAUAUAUUAUUUUUUUAAACGUCAAAUGGAAAUUUUUGUCCACGUGUAUGGGAUGCAAGGGGACCCUAGAUGAUGUACUUCAUGCCAAGUUCUUCCUGGAUUCCACAAACUCUCCGUGACUGCACGUUUCAUUACGUUAGGAGGCCUGAGGUGCAGAGUGAACAAUUCCUCAGAAUUCUUUAAUGAUUCUUUAGUGGGAGAUUUUGGUGGGACUCGAACCGACAACCUUUGGACAGCUCUACGGCCACUUCUAGAAGUCCAGCGCGAUAUCGAUUCCUUCCCGUCUAUAGCAGGAGAUCUACUUUAACCCAUGGAAGACUUUGGUGAACAGUUUGGAGAAGAUGGACACGUGGCUGGGAAAGUCGGUUGUCCAAAUACUUUUGUCCAUAUGUGAUGAUUUUUUUUUUUUUUUUCCCCUCCAACACUC
Molecule: messenger RNA, 3065 nt
Organism: Silurus meridionalis
Lineage: Eukaryota; Metazoa; Chordata; Actinopteri; Siluriformes; Siluridae
Gene: irak1
Product: interleukin-1 receptor-associated kinase 1
Exons: 14
Coding region: 524-2503 (659 amino acids)
Biological process (GO): signal transduction; protein phosphorylation
Cellular component (GO): plasma membrane
Molecular function (GO): ATP binding; protein kinase activity; protein binding
Source: RefSeq, a predicted model, not a curated record